Molecule: messenger RNA, 708 nt
Organism: Colletotrichum godetiae
Lineage: Eukaryota; Fungi; Ascomycota; Sordariomycetes; Glomerellales; Glomerellaceae
Exons: 1
Coding region: 102-350 (82 amino acids)
Source: RefSeq, a predicted model, not a curated record
CAUCUCUGCUCCUGCGCAAAAGGUACUUUUCCCAGCCUGCCCUGUACCUCCAUCUUGAGGUACCUUACCUCCACUUACCUGGCCGUACCGCCUGUACGUACAUGGCAGCAGGUACCUUAGCGCAGGCAUUGGCCCGCUUGCCAUUCCCCAUUCCCCCAAUACUCCACUUCCUCUCAUUCUCCCAUCUUUCUCUCUUUCCUGUGUGUCUGUGCCUGCGCAUCUGCCAUUUCCUGCUUUUGUUUAUGAAAAAUUACAGUGGAAAAAAACAACCAAAAAAAAACCACAAGAAAAAUAAGGCAGACAAGAGGGGAAAAGAAAGGAAAGUUAAGGGAAGGGUAAGAGAGCAGUAAACAACACACAAAAGACAGACCACAACUACAGCAACGCUCUCAAAACACAUAAUCAAAAAGGAAUACAACAACUACUUCGUACGGAUACAGACAGAGACAAGCCAAAGAGAAGACUUACUCGGUCGAAUCUCUUGUCACCUUGUCUCCCCCCCUCUCCUCGGCUGCCCCCUCCACUUGUCCACCGUCCUGGCAAGCCUUGUCUGGGUCUCCAAAUUCCCGAUUCCUCCAAGACGAUCCACGCCCACCCUGUUCGACCGUCAGGCUUCAUUCAACACUAAGAAAGAGAAAGAGAGAGAGAGAGAGGGAAAGAGAGAAAUCCCGUCCAGCACUCCAGUCGUCUCCAGCUCAGCUAGCCUGG